This is a messenger RNA of Mizuhopecten yessoensis (Yesso scallop), 573 nucleotides long. RefSeq names its product aspartate and glycine-rich protein-like. The coding region runs from base 1 to 573 and encodes 190 amino acids. The transcript has 2 exons. The record is from RefSeq and is a predicted model, not a curated record. Lineage: Eukaryota; Metazoa; Mollusca; Bivalvia; Pectinida; Pectinidae.
AUGGCGGAAAGAGAUACUGACCGAGACGAGUGGAGAGCGGAUUUUGACCGAGACGAGUGGAGAGCGGAUUUUGACCGAGACGAGUGGAGAGCGGAUUUUGACCGAGACGAGUGGAGAGCGGAUUUUGACCGAGACGAGUGGAGAGCGGAUUUUGACCGAGACGAGUGGAGAGCGGAUUUUGACCGAGACGAGUGGAGAGCGGAUUUUGACCGAGACGAGUGGAGAGCGGAUUUUGACCGAGACGAGUGGAGAGCGGAUUUUGACCGAGACGAGUGGAGAGCGGAUUUUGACCGAGACGAGUGGAGAGCGGAUUUUGACCGAGACGAGUGGAGAGCGGAUUUUGACCGAGACGAGUGGAGAGCGGAUUUUGACCGAGACGAGUGGAGAGCGGAUUUUGACCGAGACGAGUGGAGAGCGGAUUUUGACCGAGACGAGUGGAGAGCGGAUUUUGACCGAGACGAGUGGAGAGCGGAUUUUGACCAAGACAAGUGGAGAGCGGAUUUUGACCGAGACGAGUGGAGAGCGGAUUUUCAACGGUGUAUGUGCAAUACAUUUAAUGUUAUGAUCACUUGA